CAAACCAUAAAAAAUUUUCAAAAACAAAAAAACUAUGCUAGUGAAAAAAAAAGUAUAACAUUAAUGGAGACCAAAAUCUUUUUUUUGCUUUUUAAAUUAAUAAUAUGUGUUGUAAUAAAAAGAGAUUUACAAGAUGAGAUGAGUGGAUUAAGCAGAGAGGAUGAAUGCCUAUUUGAAGGAUCAUACUAUGAAUCACAAACUUGUAAAUGUUCAAAUAUUUUAAAUGGAGCUACAUUAUUAUCAAAAAACUCAGUUAAACCAAAGUGUCUUGGAACAAACACUGUUACUGAUGAAGCAGAAUGUGAAUCCUUUGUAUACCAGAACACUAUAAGUGUUUGCCCUAAAGCUAGUAUAAUAAAAGUGGAAUUAUGGGAAUUUGAUAAAUCAACUUUCAGAGGUAUAUGGAGUUCUGCAUGGAAUACAGUUAUUAAACCAAUGCUGUUUAUUAAUUCAAAAAACAACAUUAAGAUGAACACAACUAAUGCAUUAUGGGAUGGUUUACUAAUAAGAAUAUGGUACACUUGUCCAUCAUUUAAUACAAAAUGUCUUUUGGUUAAAACUCCAGGAGAAAGAACAUAUCCACUACUUCAAAACUAUGGUAACAACAUACUAAUGACAAAUUAUUCUGCAAUAGCAGAUGUGAAAUUAAUAAGUACUCCAAACUUUGUUGGUACCACAAAGCAAACGUUUGCUUCUGCAGAUCCACUAUUUAAAACUUCUAUAAAAACAAAAAUAAACACUAUGCAAAAUAUAACCAUAGAACGAGGAUACCAAGACAAAAUAAAUGACGAAGGGAAUUGCUCCAGGAUUAAUGCAAUCAAUGAAAACUUCCAAUGUAAAUGCAAUGACAUCAAUAAAGGCGGAACAUUUUUGUUAUUUAAAAAUUCUUCGAAUGCAUCAUGCUUGGGAGAAAAAUUAUUAGGAUUAGCAUUAGGAUGCAACAAUAUUGUGAUGGACCAAAGUAACAAACUCAACUCGUCUUGUCUUACGAAUCAAACAUUAAAAAUUUUAAAUGUAUAUGUGUGGAAUCAUCGUGCAGAUGGAGGAUUUUGGGAUGAAAGAUGGAGUAAUAUAUUUGCUGCUACAUUAAUAAUAACAGAGUGGAAUGAGAUAAUGAUCACUAUGGCAACUAAGGAACUAUGGCAUGGAUUAAUAAACAAAGUUAUAUACCAAUGUUCAGAUAACAUCAUACAUUGCAUUGUUACAAAAUUUAAUGGGAUACGAACAUAUCCAUUGGGCAAUUUUUCACUAAACUCAACAAUUGAAGUUUGUUUUUCAAAAAUAGAAAAUCAAAAAUACAACACAAGAAAAAUAAUAAUAACAAGCAGUCUUGUAUUCAUAUCAAUUUCUAUUGUUACGAGUGUAAUUUUUCUAGUCAGAAAAAACUUGCAACAAAAAAAGUUAUUAAAUGAAGAAGCGAAGGUCAAUAAUGAAGCCAAACAUUAUGAAUCAGCCACAAGUGUUGAAACAGUUGAGUACAAGACAUUAGAACCUGAUUAUCAAGUUUUGGAAGACGAUUUUACUUUAAAUGAAAACAUGACAGAAUCUAAUGAAUAUAGUUAUGCAUAUGGAAUACCAUCUUUUUCUUUAUCAACACCCCAAAAUAAAUGUUUACAAAUCGACAAAGAAUGUAAUGAAACUGUUGAACCUAUCUAUUAUAGUACACCAUUAAAUUAAAAACCAUAAACAUUACAUAUUAUGAAUAUUAUGUAAUAAAAAAUUUAUUGUAUAAAAAAAAAGCAAAUAAGGGUUAA
Messenger RNA from Hydra vulgaris (swiftwater hydra), 1754 nucleotides. RefSeq lists its product as uncharacterized. The record is from RefSeq and is a predicted model, not a curated record. Lineage: Eukaryota; Metazoa; Cnidaria; Hydrozoa; Anthoathecata; Hydridae.